AUGAUUGAACUUUCAGCGAAAUUAACUACUGGUACAGUGUAUUUGGCUGGCGAAGCCCUAGAAUGUUGUAUAUCCUUUUGCUACACUACACAGCCAGAACACAGGAAUUCACAAAGCCAUUGUGAUGCUCUGGAAAACUUAGCAUGGGCUUCUGCACAAAUCCAUUGUUUUCAUUCAACAUCAAAGAACACGGGUGACAAAACACCCACAAUUGGCAAAACAACUUCCCUAGAAGUCACUUCAAGUGAUAUUGGAGAUGUUAUAUUCUACACAAAACCCAAAAUAUUGUUCUGCGAUUUGACUAUACCUCUAGGAGAGACUAAAACUUUUUGGUACAGAGAAUCCCUACCUAUUGAAGCACCACCCUCUUAUAGAGGAACUUCAGUAAAGUAUUCCUAUAAGAUUACCAUAGCUACACAAAAAGUUGGGUCACACAUUAAAAUGGUAAGGAUACCAUUCAGAGUGCUUCCUAUCAGUCCUAUAAUGAACAUGCAAGAUCUAGCUGUAUUGUGUGGCAAUGAAACAACUGAGGAAUUACAGCCAACAAACCCAUUCUCAGAGGAGAGAAAGGUUGAAACUCCAUUAACUAUGGCAUUGCAAGUAUUACAGAACCUCACGGCUAGGAGAAGUCCAAACUCAUAUAUGAUAACAAAUACGAGAGGGAAAGUUGGUAGAUUUUGUUUGUUUAAAUCUGCUUACAAACUCGGAGAAGACAUUGUGGGUACAUUUGAUUUCUCAGUUGGGACUGUUACAUGUAUGCAGGUAUCAGUAUCAUUACAACCAGAAGAAGUGGUAAAGUCGAAGACUCCAUCUAAGUACAACAAUAAAGACACAAGCAGUAGAUCCAUGACAGUGGCCAGAUAUCAUGAAGUCACUUUGGGACUGACACAAUCACAACUAAUACUGCCCAUACCUUUGCAUAUUACACCUGCAUUUGAUGUUGAUGACGUAUCUUUAAGUUGGCGCCUUCACUUUGAAUUUGUGACGACAAAUGAAAAAUUAUUACCAAACCCAGAAGAUAAGGAUUGGAAUGCCCCACUAAAUGUUCCUAUAGAGACUAUGGUAUGGAAUUUACCUGUGAAAAUAUAUUCCACACUCCCCAAGGAAAUCACACAGCAUUCUGUCGGCAAUGACGCUUAUACCUUAAUUAUAAAGUAA
Molecule: messenger RNA, 1158 nt
Organism: Arctia plantaginis
Lineage: Eukaryota; Metazoa; Arthropoda; Insecta; Lepidoptera; Erebidae
Source: the annotation of a GenBank genome assembly